Molecule: messenger RNA, 1743 nt
Organism: Diprion similis
Lineage: Eukaryota; Metazoa; Arthropoda; Insecta; Hymenoptera; Diprionidae
Product: probable alpha-ketoglutarate-dependent hypophosphite dioxygenase
Exons: 2
Coding region: 720-1541 (273 amino acids)
Biological process (GO): fatty acid alpha-oxidation
Molecular function (GO): phytanoyl-CoA dioxygenase activity
Source: RefSeq, a predicted model, not a curated record
CAGCUUGACGUCGGCAGUAUCUAUCAGAGAUCUGCUAUUCAAUACCAUAUACGAAAAUGUAUUUGGUCUCAAAGGGGUCGAGGGCUGUACCGCUGAUAGGCUUGUUUCUUUUGAUAACCCUCUUAACUUGGCGCAACGGUGUUCAGGUCACUGACUAUCGGAUUAUCUCACUUAUUGCAUCAGCUGUUUGGCAAGCGGCGUCAACUUGGAUUGACCAAGCUUUACCCGGGGUCUGCUCGUUUACAACCUAUUACAACUACACAUACCGAUAGGUUUACGUUUUCGCUUCCUGUGUAUUGGCUACAAGACGCUUACAAGAAUGCGAUCAUUUUUUCAUCAAAACUAGUACGUAACUAGGAAAAAGAACGAAAGAAAUCGUCAUUAUGAGACGCAACAAGGCCUAUCUCUCCCGUCCGGUCAAAUGUCAGUUUGUCAAAUUGGCCAUUUACGUAAGCAGCGCAGCUGAAUUGAGAGAUAACGAAAUUGCACAAUUAUGCGAAAAAUAUUUCUUACGUUAUAUAAAAAAUUGAUAUGUUAACUUGACUAUCACCGGGCAUUGGCAAAUGUGGUUUCAAAAACAAGGAAUUGAAAAUAAAGAGAGGGACUGACAAUAGUAGAAGCAGUGGGGUGAUAUCUGUUAAAGUAACGCCCCGGAUAGUAGAAAUCGUCAGUUCGAAUCGUGUAGCUGCCAACUGUGCUGGUUGUCAUUCCGUCGCACAAUGGGUGUUUUAAAGUAUCUGAAGCCUGAGGACAAGGAGUUUUAUGAGAAAAAUGGAUUCGUCAAGCUGAGUGGAAUAUUCAGCGAAGCUGAGAUGGAAGAGAUUUCCCAAGAAUACAACGAACUUUUUGAGCGCAAGACCAGAGAGAAUCAAGAGGGACUGGAAUCCGCAUGGGUUGGGGAUAGGAUGAAGCAAGAGGCCGGGUCUGAUGAUUACACGGUAAAGGCGAUCCACAACUUACAAAUGCACAGUUCUGUUUUCACCAGAGUGAUAAUGAAUUCGAAGCUGCUAGAUGCCAUGGAAGAUGUGCUGGGUACUCCAGAUGUCUUGUUGCAUCACACCAAGGCGCACAUAAAGCCCCCUGAGAAUGGAGCACCUUAUUUGAUGCAUCAAGAUUAUCCUUACUUUCCCUUCAAAAAUCACACCAUGGUAGCCGUAUUCUUACACCUGGAUGAUACGACUCCGGAGAAUGGAGGCUUAGCAGUUUACCCAGGAAGUCAUAAACUUGGUCCUCUGGCUGACAAAGGUGUAACGGAUGAGCAGGGUGAGCAAUAUCACUGGGUAGAUCAGAACAAAUGGCCAUUGAAGGGAGCAACCCCUAUCUCGGCAAAGAAGGGAGAGAUAAUAGUUUUUUCUUACCUCCUCCUUCACGGAUCAUACUUGAAUCUCUCCGACCGUCCCCGAAGGAUGUUCCUCUUACAACUCAGAGCCGCAGAUGAUGAACCUACGAGAGCAUGUCACCAGUCACCGGCACAAAAUCUUGUCCUUCGUGGUAGGAAUGUGCAGCGUAGCGCAAACAUGGCCACACGAUUCGCUGACUAAUUCACGAAAUUUUAUACUUAUUCGCUUUUCCGCACCGCGAAUACGUUUUACAUUUUCUGCCUGUCUAUGUGAUUGGUAUAACAGGAUUAUUUUUCGCAACAGUUGUAUGUACCUAUGUAAUAUGUUACGCCAUGUGCGUGUAGUGUCGAUAAUUUUGAAUAAAAUACCCGAGGCUUUGGGGGAAGAAAAAACAUCAAACGUC